Messenger RNA from Ochotona princeps (American pika), 751 nucleotides. It is a transcript of the gene TNNI2, whose product is annotated as troponin I2, fast skeletal type. Gene Ontology annotation, cellular component: troponin complex. Gene Ontology annotation, biological process: muscle contraction. The record is from RefSeq and is a predicted model, not a curated record. NCBI's taxonomy places the organism in Eukaryota, Metazoa, Chordata, Mammalia, Lagomorpha, Ochotonidae. Bases 1 to 684 code for a protein of 227 amino acids. The transcript is spliced from 6 exons.
AUGCGCCACCGCUCUAACUUGUCUUUCUUUUCCUCUCUACCUUUCUCCUGGGACAGUGAGGAGUGUCACCACCAUGUGCACACAGGGACCCUGGGCGGGAAGGGCACAGGGACCCCAAGGCCUGACCCCGACCCCAACUCUCGCCCGCAGAAACGCAACAGGGCCAUUACGGCCCGGAGGCAGCACCUGAAGAGCGUAAUGCUGCAGAUUGCAGCCACGGAGCUGGAGAAGGAGGAGAGCCGGCGGGAGACAGAGAAACAGAACUACCUGGCAGAGCACUGCCCACCGCUCAGCCUGCCCGGCUCCAUGGCCGAGGUGCAGGAGCUGUGCAAACAGCUGCACGCCAAGAUUGACGCAGCCGAGGAGGAGAAAUACGACAUGGAGAUCAGAGUGCAGAAGAGCAGCAAGGAGCUGGAGGACAUGAACCAGAAGCUGUUCGACCUGAGGGGCAAGUUCAAGCGGCCUCCGCUGCGGCGUGUCCGCAUGUCCGCCGACGCCAUGCUCAAGGCCCUGCUGGGCUCCAAGCACAAGGUGUGCAUGGACCUGCGGGCCAACCUGAAGCAGGUGAAGAAGGAAGACACGGAGAAGGAGCGUGACCUGCGCGACGUGGGUGACUGGAGGAAGAACAUCGAGGAGAAGUCGGGCAUGGAGGGCCGCAAGAAGAUGUUCGAGUCCGAGUCCUAGGCCGCCCGGGGGAGGGGGCUCCCGGGGUGCGGGCCCGUGCAGGGGUCAGCCUCAGCUCAGCGCUCAA